Messenger RNA from Spirometra erinaceieuropaei, 810 nucleotides. The record is from the annotation of a GenBank genome assembly. Lineage: Eukaryota; Metazoa; Platyhelminthes; Cestoda; Diphyllobothriidea; Diphyllobothriidae.
AUGUUUGCGGAUGACAUUAAGCUCUGGAGCGUCAUUCGAACUGCAGAUGACGAAGAGCAUCUGCAGGCGAACCUAAAUCGACUCCAACAGUGGUCAAAGGCGUGGCUUCUGCCGUUCAACGAGAAAAAGUGCAAUAUUCUACGAGUCGGCAGAGCUCGCUCUCCGAACCAUAUGGCCUACUGCCUAAAUGGUAUACCACUGCAAGAAGUGGACUCGCAGAAGGACUUGGGAGUAUGGAUUACGACCUCGCUCAAACCCUCGCUGCACUGCACGAAGAUAGCCAAAUCUGCCAUGUCAGUCCUCUACCUUGUCAAGCGGGCUUUCUCUGCCUUUGACGAAGACUACUUCGCUAAAGUCUUUCGAACUUUUGUGCGUCCGCAACUAGAAUUUGCUAUCCAAGCUUGGAGACCCUGGACCGCGAAGGACCUCAGCAUCCUUGAAAGGGUUCAAAGGCGUGCAACGAAACUUGUGGCAGGACAGGGUUCACUAACAUAUGCAACGCGGUUAGCUAACCUUGAUCUCUUUCCCUUGAGUUACAGGCAGUUACGGGGUGACCUGAUACAAGCCUUCCGUAUCAUACGCGGUCAGGACUGCAGCCUCGUACCGGGUGACUUCUUCGAGUUAGCAACCACCACAAAUCUACGGGGCCAUCCAUUCAAACUACGUGUGACAGGAGCCAGACUGGACACACGAAAGUUCUUCUCCAACAGAGUGCUAGAAGCCUGGAAUGCCCUGCCUGUGGAUGUCGUUAUGUCUGCUUCCGUCGAGGUCUUUAAGAGGAAGCUGGAUUUGUGUAGCAGUGUGCACUAA